AUGCCAGUCCAGGCCACAUGUGGCAGGCGUGUGGGGCUAUUCUUGGCCACCUCUGGCAGCUGAUCCUGAGCUCCAUUUGGCAGGAGAUCCCAGGCCACUUCUGGGAGGUGUAUAUUUCAUCUAUAAUAAUAAUAGUGCUUUUCCCAGCCAGAGGUCUUGUGAGAAUGGCACAGCAAUACCUUCAGCAGCCUGAGGAGGUGCCUAUGACCUCAGCCUCCCUUACACCUCUUGCAGCGAACCACGAGCCUGUGCUAGCCGACAACCAAUCAGUGGAACCUGGAGAUGUCAACAAGGAGCACAUCCUGGCUGGGGCACGGGCCAGCGGCAAGAGAACCUCUUUGAAAAGUUCCAGUAGAACCGCCUGGAAGAUCUCCAAGAACCCUACAGAUAGCGGAACACCCAUGAGUUCUCCUCAAGUCAAAUCCCAGGCAUCCCCCUCUGCGCAGCAUCUACACACCAGAAGCUAUAGUAAACAGAGUCUCCGGUCCAAAACUCCUUCUGCGUGGCGUCAUCUCACCAGAGAAGAAGAAGAAGCCCGGGAUGUCUCAGGUGCCAAAGAACCAGCAGUGGGGCAACAUCAAAGAGGAAGGACAGGAAGUCUCCUAUAUCUUGCAAAGUCUACCCAGAAGGAGGCAGACAGUGUCCAAGCCUACUCAGAUGGCAAAGAACCAGCAGCAGGGCAACAUCGACAGCUGAGGCCCAGGGUGCCUGGAUCUCCCCAAAAGACCACCAAGACCAGCCACAAGGAAGCGAGGGAAUUCCGGAAUGGCUUAAGUGCAAAGGAAUCCUUAGCAUCAAUAGGGCAAGACGUGAAAGCAGAGGGGAAGCUCUUUCAGGAGAAGAAAAACAGCAUAAUACCAAUUAACAUCAAACACAAGUUCGGGAGCAGCAUCGUGGAUGAGCUCGUCACCGAGGAGCAGGCGCGCCGUGCUCUGUGUGAGGCUGGAUUGAUCGAGGGGCAGAAACGACUCAGCAACCGGUCCUCUAAGACACCAGAGAAUCCCAUGGCCACCACACCCUUUGCUGAUUAUUAUGAACUGGGUUACAACCUGAGGUCAAACAUCUUCCAAGGUGGCCCAAUAGAGAGUAAGAGCCUGAUGAAGGAUUCCUAUACCCCAGAUGUGAUUCAGAGGGCAGUCAGAGACCCCAAGCACUGGCAUGGAAGGAAAACCGAUGACCUAGGGCGAUGGCACCAGAAAAAUGCCCUAAACCUUAACCUGCAAAAAGCUUUGGAGCAGAAAUAUGGGGAGAAGACCAAAGGCAAAUCCUAGAAGGCAAAAGACAGAAAAGCGAAGCGCAUUCCGAAAGGGACCCUGCUCUCCCUAGCGCUAGAAUAAACCUCCGUGCAGCCUC
Molecule: messenger RNA, 1353 nt
Organism: Mauremys reevesii (Reeves's turtle)
Lineage: Eukaryota; Metazoa; Chordata; Testudines; Geoemydidae
Gene: CIMIP4
Product: testis expressed 33
Exons: 6
Coding region: 18-1271 (417 amino acids)
Source: RefSeq, a predicted model, not a curated record